Messenger RNA from Closterium sp. NIES-65, 1041 nucleotides. The record is from the annotation of a GenBank genome assembly. NCBI's taxonomy places the organism in Eukaryota, Viridiplantae, Streptophyta, Zygnematophyceae, Desmidiales, Closteriaceae.
AUGCUGCAGCUGGUGGCUGAUUGUGUUUUUGAAGUUGUUGCUCCUCCACACCUUUCCUCCUCCUUAGUACCCUCCCCUCAACUGCUCAACUGCAAACUCCUUCUCAACCCUCCCUCCUCUUUUUUUCCCUUUAGCGGCCCAGUAGCAGACAACCUCGCCGCUAUCCCUCCUCCUCUUAUUUUUCCCCUCAGUGGCACAGCAGCAGAUUACUCCGCCACUAUCCCUCCUCCUCUAGUUUCUCCCCUUAGCAGCGUAGCAGCAGACUAUCGGCUCAGCAGCAAACUACUCCGUCAAUCUCCCUCCUCUUGUUUCUCCCUCCACCGGCUUAGCAGCAGACUGCUUCGCACUUAUUCCUCCGCCUCUUAUACCUCUCCCCUCAUCUUCUCUGCAACUGUCUCCUCCUCCUUAUGGCGACCUCUCUCGCCCUCCCCUCCCUCUCUCUACUGGUCCUUCAGCUUGCGCAGCGCAGUCAAUUUCCCCAGUUGGCUGAACUAUCUUGAGCGCACGCUGUCUAGCACCCUCGUGAGUGGCUUUAACCUCUGGUUUGUCACUCAGCAGAGUGGUUCUGGCGCCAUUCCUAAACCUGCCUCUGCACCUACCUCUAUCUCCUCUGACCCCUAUGCUGAUGGCCUUUGUGCUGCUAUAGCUGAAACUGAGCGGAUUGCGGCCACGGCCCAAGCCAGUGCUGCGGCUGCUCCUGACAAUGCUGUAGCCCUGUUCAUGUCUCCCUGCAUGGCGAGCGCCCCGCCGACCAGUGGUCGUUCUCUCGUGUCUCUGCCUUCCUCCUCUAGGCAGAGCUCAACCUCCGCAGCUGCCCUCCUACUGCCGCCGCUGUCACACCGGGCCCUUCCCGCCCCUCCCUCCGCGCCAGCCUCUACUGCCCCCCCUUCCGACAUCAUCUCUGGCGCCUCCCCACCCGCCUCUUCCUCUUCGGCUCCCCUCCCUUCCUCACUUCCAUUUUCCUCUCCACCUCCGUCGUCUGUUCCCAUUCGCCCCCCCUUCCCCGCGCCCUACUCGCUCCAUGACUCGCGCAAUUUCUAA